Molecule: messenger RNA, 1629 nt
Organism: Marasmius oreades (fairy-ring Marasmius)
Lineage: Eukaryota; Fungi; Basidiomycota; Agaricomycetes; Agaricales; Marasmiaceae
Exons: 5
Coding region: 155-1540 (461 amino acids)
Biological process (GO): ubiquitin-dependent protein catabolic process; protein polyubiquitination; positive regulation of proteasomal ubiquitin-dependent protein catabolic process
Cellular component (GO): ubiquitin ligase complex; cytoplasm
Molecular function (GO): zinc ion binding; ubiquitin protein ligase activity; ubiquitin conjugating enzyme binding
Source: RefSeq, a predicted model, not a curated record
UCGGUCUUCGACUCUUUCAUCGAGUCAUUGACAACGUUUUCCGGUCGUUUAUCUGACAUGAUAUACCUUCAUUUAUUUCUACCGGUCACUUCGAUACAUUGUUGAAGGAUCUGCCAAGCUCUCGAGCCUCGGUCAAGUAGUGCUUGACCAACUUAUGAUAACGAUGCAGAAAGAGGAAUGGGAGGUUAUAGAAUCCAUCUACCCUGAUUAUAUCUCGCAAAGCCUCGACGAAAGUGGCUCAUUCAAACUCGAAUUACCUGUGGAAUUCCCGGAAGCUAGAACGGUUCACAUUUUAAACGAUUCCAUGACAGAAGAAGGAGUCACCGAUAAUAAAGGAACAAAUAGAGAGGAGGCGGUCUCGCUAUCUCUAUCCACGCUACCACCACUGUUAUUACACAUUGUGUUACCUCCGACAUAUCCUAUCCGAGAGGCACCGUCUUUACUGUCUAUCAGGGCGACACACCUAUGGCUGCAGGGGGGUCAUUAUGCGCAGUUACAGAAGCAGAUGAUGGAUAUGUGGUCGGAGGAAGAGGGUCAAGGAGUCUUAUACGCCUGGAUUCAGUAUCUUCAUAGUGGAGAGUUCCUCGAAGAUGUGGGCAUGAUCAAUGAAGAUUCGAUACGUAUCCAUCACCCCUCACCACGAAACCUGGCAUCUCUCCUGGAAGAUCACCAAGCCCGAUCUACAUCCAACACCUUCAAUCAAACAUCCUAUCCAUGCUCUAUCUGCCUCGAAAACUUCAAAGGUUCCAAAUGCCUCCAGCUCGCCUGCGGCCACAUCUUCUGCCGAAAAUGUCUACAAGACUUUUGGGGUCUCUGUAUCCGAGAAGGCGACAUCGAGCGUGUCCGAUGUCCAGAUCCAGAAUGCGUCAAACACGGUCAAGACGCAACUGAAGAAGAAGUUGCCAGAGUCGUCAGCGGUGGAGAGGAAGAACUCGAACGAUGGAGGUGGUUGAAAGAAAAAGCUGCGGUGGAGAAAGAUCCGACGAUGAUACAUUGUCCGAUGUCGUUCUGUCAAAAACCCGUACGGAAGCCUAGAGUUGUCGAGGGUCAAGAAGAUUCUGGGUGGGAUAGACUCCGAACGUGUACGGAGUGUUCCUAUUCAUUUUGUGCGUUUUGUAAAAGAACUUGGCACGGUCCGAUUUCUGCCUGCCCUAUAGUCGCCUCUGAAACCCUGGUCCUCGAGUACCUUGCUUCACCAGAAAAUUCCCUGACACGUACGACAAUGGAACGUCGGUAUGGGAAGAAAAAUAUCGUCCGGUUGGUUGACAAUUAUCACGACGAACAGGCGAACAAGAAGUGGCUGGAGUCUUCGACGACUGCUUGUGCUGGAUGCGGUGUUAAGGUGGAGAAGAGCCUCGGGUGUAAUCAUAUGACCUGCACCAAAUGCAAAGUCCACUUUUGUUACAAGUGCGGACAAAAACUUGAUCCUACCAAUCCGUAUAAGCACUUCAGUACACAGGGACAGCCGUGCUAUAACCAGCUAUUUGAUGUCAACAGCGAAGUUGAUAUGGAUGACUGGGAGUUUGAGGCAUUUGGAUGAACUUUAUAAUUUUUUUUUCACAGCCCAGGGUAUAUUUAUUGAUUGCUGUACAUCGGAUCAACACUUAUGAAAUUCAUAUUCAGCCUUCC